Molecule: messenger RNA, 618 nt
Organism: Arachis duranensis
Lineage: Eukaryota; Viridiplantae; Streptophyta; Magnoliopsida; Fabales; Fabaceae
Exons: 1
Coding region: 62-493 (143 amino acids)
Source: RefSeq, a predicted model, not a curated record
ACUCCCUUUUACUUUUCAUUACUCACAAGUCACAACCCAUUCCUCCCCCCUUUCUAACUCCAUGAAGAGGCAAAGGGCACCUGCUAACAUCAUGAUGAAUCCUCCUCCUCCUCCUCCUGCUACUGCUGCUGCCAAGCCUGAAGAUGUGUCUGUAAUAAUGGGCAAGAAGAAAGCCAAGAAAGAGGCAACUACCGCUGAGCAGCAGCACAAGCGGGUGGAGGAGAGCAACAGCAACAACAACAACAAUAACAGCAAAGAGGUGGUUAUUACGCCUACUGGUGGUGAGGAUACUAGUAACUGUGAGGAGAACAUGAUGAUGAUGAUGGCACCAUGGAUGGAUGAACAGAUGUCAUGGGGAUCUGCAUGGCAUCCUGGGUGGGACAUGGACUUCAUGGGUGAAGACUUCACUGCUGCCAUGUACAGUGAUGUUGUUUGGGACUAUGAUAUCUGGAACCUCAACAACCAAAUCCCAAUUCCACAUUACAUGCAAUGAGGAAUGAGCUACCUACCCUAUCAUCCCCCUAAUUUCUGUUACGUUUAUUAAUCUUCACUCUUCUCCAUGUAUUUACUACCAUGUCUUUCUUUCCUCCAAUCUUAAUUAACUUAUUAAUUACGCCA